UCCAUGGAGUACUGAUGCGGAAUGCCACGGUAACAGAGCAAAACAGAAGCCUCCUGGUGGAGACAUUGAGAUCCAUGUCAGAGAUCCUCAUCUGGGGAGAUCAGAAUGACAGCUCCGUCUUUGAUUUCUUCUUGGAGAAAAACAUGUUGUUGUUUUUCUUGAAGAUUUUACGACAGAAGACAGGAAGCUACAUCUGUGUUCAGCUUCUCCAGACUCUUAACAUCCUCUUUGAGAAUAUACGAAAUGAAACAUCCUUAUAUUAUCUUCUGUCCAAUAACCAUGUCAACUCAAUCAUCGUCCACAAGUUUGACUUCUCCGAUGAGGAAGUGCUAGCAUACUACAUCUCCUUCUUGAAGACUCUAUCCUUCAAGCUCAACAAACAUACCAUCCACUUCUUCUACAAUGAGCACACCAAUGAUUUUGCUCUGUACACUGAGGCCAUCAAAUUCUUCAAUCAUCCGGAGAGUAUGGUUAGGAUCGCUGUACGCACCUUGACACUCAAUGUAUACAAAGUCAAUGACAAGGCAAUGCAGAUGUAUAUACGAAACAAAACGGCCGUCCCUUACUUCUCAAACUUGGUAUGGUUCAUCGGUAACCAUGUUCUUGAACUGGAAAGCUGUGUCAGAAAUGACAUUGAUCACCAAAGCAAGAAUCGUCUAUCCACCCUGGUCGCAGAACAUCUUGACCACCUUCACUAUCUCAAUGACAUCCUCAACAUCGGUAUCGACGGCCUUAACGACGUCCUCACCAACCAUCUCCUCAACAGAUUACUUGUGCCUCUCUAUGUCUCCUCAAUGACAAAGACAAGGUCACAUAGCAAAGCUUCAAGUCCUCCAGCCAUUAGUUCUGUGGUAGCUCUAUUUCUACUCUCUCAGGUAUUCCUUAUAAUGAAGCAACAGCCUCUAGUUUGUCAGCUAGUCAAUAUAAUCUUCAAUGGUACCUACAAGACGAUAGCAGAACAACCUACUGAUACCAGCGGUAUAUCAGGGACAUUCUGUGCAUUCGUGGAGCCAUCAGAGAGCCUGGAGCACUCACUAGACAGCACUCGGGAGAAAUCAAGGAGAGAGAUGAAGGAGAGGAGGAGGAGACCCAACUAUCGCAACGUCGACUCCCCAACCGAAGAUAUCGACGAUGAUGGGGGCACGGAGGUGGACCAAGGGCGGAUGGAGCGUCCUCUUACCGUACCAACCGCUGAGGAUGAUGACGACGAUGAUGAUGAUGAGGGGAUGAUGAGAGGAGCUGUGGGUGGAGUAAGCGGUAGGAGAUGGAGGAGUAGAGAUGAGCAGGAGCUGGAGGAUGAAGGGGAGGAGGAGGAUAUGCCGGAAGCAGAGCGAGGAGGGAGGGCAUCCCCCUCACCAGACACCUCAAGCACUGGUGGAACAAGUGAGUCUGAUUCUACUAGUAACGCCAGCAGUGCAAUCCUAACAUCACCCAUAUCAGCCACCAGUCCUCUCAUAGAUUCUAAUAGCACAGAUGAAGAGAAGAGUAUGGCUGCUACUCUACAAAGAGCAGAGCUCAAUCUUGCCACAAGACCAUAUUUUGGAUGUGUCUUAAAUUCUUUGGAUUGUAAUCACGGUGAUUACAGAGCACUCUUUGCCUUGUGUCUUCUGUAUGCUAUUGGUUCUAAUGAAGGAAUCCAGGAUAAAUUGUUAGAUGGUGUGUUACUUACAAACAGGGUGGAGAAUAAAGCCUUGUACAACUCGGUGCUGGUAGAGCGAUUGAUUGCGUUGAUGAAUCAGAGCUGUCAGCUGAACAGCUGUAUCCGUCCAGUAACGCUAGAGAUGGCCUGCCUUCUUCUUAAACAACUAGUCUUCAGUAACAUCAAAGCAAAGUGCUUCCUAGAGGACAGACACCUAGCCUGUGUAGAGGGUGCUAAGGAGGAGAGUGUUCUACUUCUAAGGACCUUCUACAAGGGAGAUGAACUCUUCUUAGAUAUGUUUGAUGAUGAAUAUCAAAGUAUGAAGAAACGUCCACUUAAUGUUGAGUAUCUGAUGAUGGAUGAAUCCAUUCUGCUGCCCCCUACUGGUACACCUUUGACAGGGAUAGACUUUACCAAGAGGCUGCCCUCUGGAGAGCUAGAGAGGACAAGGAGAGCAAUUCGAGCUUUCUUCCUGCUACGUGACCUCUCGCUGACCUUGCGUAACUUGGUAGAGACUAAGCUCCCUCUGAUCAAGCCUGAUCUACUGGUCAAGACUUCAGACAAGCUAGACCUCAGUAAGUCAACUCAUUCUCUAUCGUUUCAUUGUUAACCCUGAAUUGAUUCAUUUUAGACUGGCAUUCCUUCAAUACGUAUUUUGAUUACACGUUGCUUUGUAAUGAAAAGAUGAUUUAGGGGAUGUUGAAGUUUCUUGGUCCCUUUUCAUUGACUAUGUGCUCUUGACUUCCAACAAAUUUGAAUUCAGUUGGAUGUUCUAUUAUUCAGUCUAGAUUUCCCAUUAUGGUGCUAUGGUUUCUAAUCAAAUGGUUUGCUGAUAUCUAUGGCAUGACCUGUCAUUUAUUUAAUAGUUGACAGGAAAUUUGCUUAUGAAUGGUACUAAUCACCUGCUGUAUUUGCCAGUCAUGGAUUUAAGAUGAGGAUGGUUUGUCAAAAUAACCCUAAAAGAGCCGGGUUAUUUUGACCCAUCCCACAGCCGAGGGGGGGGGGGUGGGCGGAUUCUGCCCCCCCCCCCCCCGAGAUCUCAGCCUUCGAUCGCGCGAGCGCCACACAAAUUUGCACGGUGGUAGUUUGCGAUAAAUCGUACAAGGAUGUAUGGUUAAUUUUUUGGAUAUAAGAAUCUUUUAUUUAAUGAAUUAAUAAUGCUAAGUUAUGCAUGAAAUAAAACAUUUGCUCUUAUCAACUAUCAUACGGCCCCAAAACUGCUAAUUUUUUAUUCACAGACUCUUUGUGAGAUCCCGAUCAAAUUUACUUCAAAAAGAAUUUGGUAUCGCAAAUUUUUUUAUGUAUGUUAUUGUUUUUCAAAUUUCUUGUGUAUUUCUUUGUUUUUCGACUUUUUGUUUUUUUAUUUUUUUUCAAUGGAAAUCAUUGUAGACUUAAUUCUGAUCAUAAACAAGACAAAUUUGAUUUAGUUUUACCAGUAAAAGUAGAAAUAAUGAUACAUUUAUGAAUUUUGGCUAAAUACACAAUUUGCAUGGGACAUGAAUUCACGUUUUUGAGCAGUUUUGGGUCUGACAUGCACUUACAUAAUGUUGCGUAAUUUUGUGACCGUGUACCCGGCACUGCAAAUUUGGUCUCAAAGGUUGUGCAAGAUUUGAAAGUAAAAAGUCAGUGAGUGGCGCGGUUGAAACAUAUUGCGUGGCGGAUGUAUCGCUAAAAAUGUAGAGGGGAGGCCAAUGAAUGGAUGAAGAAAUAAAAUGGAUUAAUGAAUGAAAGAAUGAAAAUUUGUCUUGUUAAGUGUAUAAUUUAAAAUGAUUUAAAGCAAACUGAAUAGAAAAAAAGUAGAAGCAGAAAGGAUAGAAUACAAUGAAAUUGAUAAAUGUGUAUGAAAGUGAAGCCAUAAAAGUUGAAUUCUUAUGAAAAUUAAACCAGUGUGUAUGAAAGUGAAGUCAUAAAAGUCUUAGUCUUAUGAAGUCUUCAUCCGCUCCUAACCUUUAAAAGCACCUG
Molecule: messenger RNA, 3601 nt
Organism: Lytechinus pictus (painted urchin)
Lineage: Eukaryota; Metazoa; Echinodermata; Echinoidea; Temnopleuroida; Toxopneustidae
Product: protein CLEC16A-like
Exons: 17
Coding region: 15-2249 (744 amino acids)
Biological process (GO): endosomal transport; endosome to lysosome transport; regulation of autophagosome maturation
Cellular component (GO): endolysosome membrane; late endosome
Source: RefSeq, a predicted model, not a curated record